CUGGCCGCAGAGUGUGACUGGAGGAGAGUCCUACUGGAAGAGAGUCCUGCCGGAGGACUUCAUGCAACCUUGCUGCUCCCUGCUGCUGCCAGGAUCAUGGUGACAGAGAAAGAGCUGGAGGCUAUUGGCCAGACACUGGUGGAUGCAGCGCAGCCCCUGCCAGCGCGCUUCCGGGCGCUCUUCACGCUGCGCAACCUGGGUGGCCGCGUGGCUGUGGACUGGAUCAGCCGAGCCUUUGGAGACAGCUCUGCCCUGCUGAAGCAUGAGCUGGCGUACUGCCUGGGGCAGAUGCAGGAUGAAGCGGCCAUCCCUGUGCUGGUCCAAGUGCUGCAGGACACCCACCAGGAGCCCAUGGUCAGGCAUGAGGCAGGUGAAGCCUUGGGUGCUAUUGGGAAUCCUGAUGUGCUGGAUAUCCUGAAACACUAUUCGGAAGAUCCUGUGGUUGAGGUGGCAGAGACGUGUCAACUGGCUGUGAAGAGGCUGGAGUGGCUUCAGGAGAACAAGGAGAAGCCAGGCGUCAGCCCCUACCUGUCGGUGGAUCCCGCCCCCCCUGCUGAGGAGACGGACAUUGUGGAACUCCGCGAAACCCUCCUGGACGAGUCGCGCACUCUGUUCGACCGCUACAGGGCCAUGUUUGCCCUGCGAAACCUGGGGGGCCAGGAGGCAGUGCUGGCACUGGCUGAUGGUCUGCAAUGCGGCAGCGCCCUCUUCCGCCACGAGAUCGGCUACGUGCUGGGCCAGAUGCAGCACGAGGCCUGCGUCCCACAGCUGACGGCCACGCUGCGGAGCUGUGCCGAGAGCCCCAUGGUGCGCCACGAGUGUGCCGAGGCCCUGGGCUCCAUCGCCCGGGCGUCCUGCCUGGAGACUCUGCGAGCCUUUGCCCAUGACGAGGAGCAGGUGGUGCGGGAGAGCUGCGAGGUGGCGUUGGACAUGUACGAGUAUGAGAACGGCUCCCAGUUCCAGUAUGCGGAUGGGCUCUGCAAGCUGCAAGCCUCUGCCUGAGCCCUCGCUCAGGGAGCACUGGCUGGGGUGAGCUGCCUCCUUCACCCGGGCCUGCUUUCCCUGUCCUAUGUAGCCGCCUCUAUCGACACACAGGGCCUACGAGGCCAGAUCUGUGCCCUGCUCUGCAUAGAUGAAGGAGGAACCGGCUUUUGCUCUCUGGCAAUAUUAUAGCCUGUUUCUUCAUCCAAAUCCAGGCUGAGCUGCUACUUGCCCGCUGUUUCCUGGGCCUGCCUCCCUUCUUCUUUGCUGGCAGGAUCAGCAUCGCCUGCCUGCAGCUCAUCUUGGGGCUGGGGCUGGGUGGGCUCUUCUCUGCGUGUUGGAGCCUAUCAUAGCUGUAUGGGGCCUGGGGCUGCUCUGGGACUGCCCUGCCAUGGCAGCUUGGUGCGAGAAGGCUCUGCUUACUUUGCUUUAGCUUUUCUGGAGGGGCCAGGGUUGGCUUCAGGCUGUCAGUCUCGUGGGUUGUAGCUAUGCAAUGUCUAGAAAUUGCUCCUGGUGUUGGUGCAGAGCCGGAUCCCUCCUUGCCAUCACAGCUGCUGGGAUGGUGGAGGAGCUGGUGUGGGUUUGGCCUCUCCUGUCAGGGCAGGCUUCUGUGCUUGCAGCAGCCUUUGCCCUGGGUUGGAGAUUGUUUCAUGGCAAAGUCUGGAAGAUUUGGCCACGUUUGUUCUUUCUGCAGGGC
Struthio camelus australis is the source of this 1678-nucleotide messenger RNA. NCBI's taxonomy places the organism in Eukaryota, Metazoa, Chordata, Aves, Struthioniformes, Struthionidae. The record is from RefSeq and is a predicted model, not a curated record.